AUGAAAUAUGAAUCAGUGUCACUAAGCUCUCCUGCUGUAGUAAAUUUUGUUGAUAUCCGCACUAACAAUAAUCACGAAUCAGAUUUUGAAUCCUCGGAAAGUGAAGGAAGCCGAACUUUUUUUGGAUCGGGAGACUCUGAGUGCUUGCCAAAAAUAAAGCAGAUUUUCCGAAAACGUUUAUCUGAGAAAGUUUUGGAGGACAUCAAGCAAACGGGUCGAAUUCUGAUAUCAUCGCCUCCGUUUCAGGAAAGACGGCCUUGCUAUGGAGAGGGUCUUAAAGUUGUUGGCAUCUCCUUUGCUGGAUAUGUUGCACAUCAAAAUAUAGUGGCAAUGGAAUGUGCUGACAUAAUCGUAGAUUCUAAUAGUUUAUUGAUCAUCGACGAUUAUCACAUAGAGUCCGGUUUUCAAAGCAGUAACUUGGUUAACGUCUACGUAUGGUGUUCGGGCAAGUUGAUUGGGCAACACAGCCGCAUGUUGCUUCACCAACCAUCAAGGAUAUUGUUUUUAAUAUAUGAAUAUACGGAGUUUGCUGCUGAGUUUAGGAAGUAUUCAAAAGACGAUCAUAAGAAUUUGGUAUUGUCACAGACUUUACGGAUGCAAUAUGGAGAGCGAUGCAGGGCUACACAGGUUCAUGUCGUUAGCGUUGUGCAAGGACUUACGAAGACUCCUAAAGAUUGGGUAGGAGACAUUGAAUCGGAGGCGUUACAGUUUAUUUCGGACGAGCAGCUUACGAAGCAAUUGCAAAAUUCUCGAGCUUUUGCAAGUAUAUUGAAAGAGCUCACAGGACUGAGUGAGUGA
Molecule: messenger RNA, 798 nt
Organism: Ambispora gerdemannii
Lineage: Eukaryota; Fungi; Glomeromycota; Glomeromycetes; Archaeosporales; Ambisporaceae
Source: the annotation of a GenBank genome assembly